AUGGGUAACGAUGGAGGAUCCAUUCCUAAACGUCGCGAGCUGGUCAAGGAAUCCGCCCGCGCCCUCACCGUCAGCGAGCUAAAGGCAAACGUCCUCGAGUCCCUCGGUCACGCUUGGAGCAACGAUCCUCUAUCGAAUCAACCCCUCGACAAAGAGAACAUUGUGUCGGACUGGCGCGGUCGCCUAUACAAUUACGAAUCCAUCCUCCAAGGCCUCAUGCCAUCCGACGACAGCACCGAGUCGCCACCAUCUAAUCCCGAAUCCCAAGAACUCACAUUUGCUUCGACCGGCAUCAAGUCGUUGCGCGAUAUUGUCAAGCUCAAGUUCCACAAGCAUACACCACCAGGCACCAAGAAGGAUAUCUGGGUCUGUCCCAUCUCUCUCAAGGAGCUGGGCCCACAAGUCAAGUCCGUCUAUCUGGUACCAUGCGGGCAUGUGUUUGCCGAGGUUGCUAUCAAGGAGAUCCAAGAGUCAGCAUGUCCAGAGUGCAGUGAAGAGUUCAAGAGCGAGAACGUGGUACCAAUCUUGCCAACCGAGGAGCGCGACCUCAGGAAACUGGUGCAAAGAAUGGACGAUUUGACCGCUGCAGGGCUUACACACGGCUUGAAGAAAGACAAGAAAGCUGGCGGCAAAAAGAAGCGCAAGGCAGAGGAUGAUGCCAAGGAAAAUGGCAACGGCGACAAGCCUGAGAAGAAGAGGGCUACGGAUGAUGCAAAGGCUGCAAAGAAGGAGAGCAAGACGAGCAACAUUAACAAUCCAAUGGCCGCAUCAUUAACAGCCAAGGUCUUGGCUGAACAAGAAGAGCUCAGCAGGCGGAGGAAGAUGGCAUCAUCAAGAGGUUAA
Messenger RNA from Colletotrichum abscissum, 843 nucleotides. RefSeq lists its product as uncharacterized. The record is from RefSeq and is a predicted model, not a curated record. The transcript has a single exon. Gene Ontology annotation, cellular component: nucleus. Lineage: Eukaryota; Fungi; Ascomycota; Sordariomycetes; Glomerellales; Glomerellaceae. Bases 1 to 843 code for a protein of 280 amino acids. Gene Ontology annotation, biological process: mitotic DNA replication termination; site-specific DNA replication termination at RTS1 barrier.